Molecule: messenger RNA, 1412 nt
Organism: Prunus persica (peach)
Lineage: Eukaryota; Viridiplantae; Streptophyta; Magnoliopsida; Rosales; Rosaceae
Product: chitinase-like protein 2
Exons: 3
Coding region: 88-1062 (324 amino acids)
Biological process (GO): chitin catabolic process; carbohydrate metabolic process; cell wall macromolecule catabolic process
Molecular function (GO): chitinase activity
Source: RefSeq, a predicted model, not a curated record
AUCUCUAAUUUUCUAAACCAUCCAUAUAAAAAUUCAUUCCAACACAAACACAAAGCAUUCCCCAUUGUUCUGUAAAUCAAAGCAAAAAUGGAGGCAAAAUGGUUGGUGUUUUUCUCAAUGGCAGCUACAAUGCUGGCCCUUCAUGUUGUGGAUGGUCAAGAAGAGUCGUCUGUGAAGCCAUUGGUGAAGAUAGUGAAGGGCAAGAAGCUGUGUGACAAGGGGUGGGAGUGUAAGGGCUGGUCUGUAUAUUGUUGUAACCAGACCAUUUCUGAUUAUUUUCAAUCUUACCAAUUUGAGACCCUCUUCUCUAAGCGUAACGCGCCCGUGGCGCAUGCAGUGGGCUUCUGGGACUACCAUUCUUUCAUUACUGCAGCCGCUGAGCACCAGCCUCAUGGCUUUGGUACUACAGGAGGCAAGCUCCAAGGAAUGAAGGAAGUUGCUGCUUUUCUUGGCCAUGUUGGCAGCAAAACUUCAUGUGGGUAUGGGGUAGCCACAGGAGGACCAUUGGCUUGGGGUCUAUGCUACAACAAGGAAGAGAGCCCUAGCCAGUUCUACUGUGAUGACUAUUACAAAUACACUUAUCCCUGCGCUCCUGGAGCUUCAUACCAUGGCCGUGGUGCCUUGCCACUGUACUGGAACUAUAACUAUGGAGAAACAGGGGAUGCCCUGAAAGUGGACUUGUUGAACCAUCCAGAGUACAUAGAACAAAAUGCAACCCUAGCCUUCCAGGCUGCAAUCUGGAGAUGGAUGAACCCAGUGAAGAAGCACCUUCCUUCAGCCCAUGAUGUCUUUGUUGGGAAAUGGAAGCCAUCUAAGAACGACACUUUGGCCAAGCGAACUCCUGGGUUUGGCACCACCAUCAAUCUGCUUUAUGGGGACCAAGUUUGUGGUCAAGGUGACGUUGACUCCAUGGACAACAUUGUCUCCCAUUACUUGUAUUAUCUUGAUCUUAUUGGAGUUGGCAGAGAAGAGGCAGGCCCUCAUGAAGUGCUUAGCUGUGCUGAGCAGAAAGCUUUUGAUCCUUCAUCUUCUUCUUCUUCCUCUUCAUCUUCAUCUUCUUGAACUUUGUUUGGUGGCGAUAGAGCCUGUCAAAUUGUCAAUUUGUUGAGCUAAUUAGUCUACCCUUAAAAAAAUAUGUAUGUAUUAAUAAGGAAGAAACGUAAUUUGUUUUGAGAAUAUAUGCAUUGAAGAGGAAGGAAGGAAGGGGAAGCAAAAUGAAGACAGAUUAUAUUCAACUUCUUUUAUCUUUUGUGUGAAGUUGCAGCAAAAGCCUGCAUAUUGUGUGUAAAUUUUGUGAUUUAUGGGUUUACAAGUUCUAAAUAUUGUACGCAAUUAUGCAAUUUGAUUUGUAUGAACCAUGUUACUGUUGUGUAAUGUAUAUAUAUCAAACACGUCAAUCCCAUUUUUGUCAC